AUGGCAAACGCUUUAUUCAACAUCAGUAGUAAUGGUAGCAGCAAUACCCAGAAUGCUCUGACAUGGAAAGUUGUCCCAAAUGAAUUGACUAUGGCGAUGUUCAUCAUCUUUUUCAUCUUGAUUGUAUGCGGCAAUAUCUGGGUAAUGAUCGCUGUAGUUCGCCAGCCUAAACUACGUAAAUCAUCGACUUGUAUGUUCAUUAUUUCACUCUCUUUCUCCGAUCUUAUGAUGGCGUUUUUCUACAUUCCGAUGCAAAUGGCUUACGUGGGAUUCGGCUUGACUGGAAUGAGUAGCGUAGUGCUGUGUAAGGGGUCAGCUUGGCUACAAUGGGUUGCUCAGUGUGCCACGAUAUUUUCUUUAAUCGGAAUAGGAAUCGACAGAUACCGAGCAAUAGUUCAACCACUUCACCCUAAACUGACAAGAACAGAUGCAGCUGUGUGUAUUACUGUAACAUGGAUCUGUGCUGGGGCAUAUUCUAGUCAUCGAAUGUACGUAUUGGACAUAGUUACAUUUACAUAUCCCGUAGGUUUCAAUGUGACUGUAUCUACAUCAGUAUGUGCAGUGCCAUCUGAUAAAUAUUACCUAUUAAGUUAUCUUGAAGUUGGUGACUUUCUUGUGAUGUACUUAGUUCCACUAAUAAUUAUAUGUGUGAUGUACGCCAUAAUGGUAUCCAGUCUGUGGUUCAGUUCCGCUCCAAAUGAUGAAUCCAAAAAAAGAAAAAGAAAAUCUGUUAAAAUGUUAAUCCUGGUCGUAGUGUUAUUUUGCAUCAGUUGGUUGCCAUGGAGAUGUUUUUCUCUAUACUUUCAAUUGACGAACUUCGCAUCAAUUCCAGUUAACAUUUUUAUAUGGAGUGACGUCAUAGCUGCAAUUUGCAUAACAUUGUAUCUUACCAAUAGCUGGGUGAAUCCAUUUCUUUACGCCUAUUUCAACCAGCAUUUUAGGAAAGAGUUUUAUCGGUUAUUCCCCUGUAUGCUAAAAAGGCAAUCUAAAGUUGUCCCUACUAAUACACCGAAUGUUAACAUAAUUGCCUCAAAUUCAGUUAAUGCCACGCUGUCGUAA
This is a messenger RNA of Saccoglossus kowalevskii, 1059 nucleotides long. RefSeq names its product substance-P receptor-like. Gene Ontology annotation, cellular component: membrane. The record is from RefSeq and is a predicted model, not a curated record. Gene Ontology annotation, biological process: G protein-coupled receptor signaling pathway. NCBI's taxonomy places the organism in Eukaryota, Metazoa, Hemichordata, Enteropneusta, Harrimaniidae. Gene Ontology annotation, molecular function: G protein-coupled receptor activity.